AUGGUAUACCAUCGUUCAUUAUGUUAUAGUAUUUUUAAAUUAAAUUUUUUUGAAAAAAAUGAUUCAGCCAAUUGCCAAGAUGUCAACGUGUACGGAAAUGAAAAGGAAAUACGUUGUUAUCCAUUAUUGCUAAAUUAUGGGCAUGAUUGUUGUCAAAAUGCCCAAAGUAGAAAUUGUCAAACAGGCAUCCAUUAUGGUUUACGACAAUGUUUGAAGUUAGACACGUGGAUAUUUGAUAAUGACCAAGACUUUCAAGAACGGAAUAAAUAUAUUCUAUCGAGAAAACGAGGAGCUGGUUAUUGGUUAUGGAAACCGUACAUUAUUUCAAAAGAGCUUUAUCAUGCUCGCGACGGCGAUAUUAUUAUUUAUUCAGAUGCUGCUGUCGAUUUUAUUGCCAAUGUAUCUUAUAUGCUUAAAUUGGUAGAACAGCAAGAUAUUAUUCUCUUUGAAGUUCCAGGAAAAGAAUCGCAAUAUACAAAACGUGAUACGUUUGUGAUAAUGAAUGCUGAUGAACUACAAUUUACAAGUUCAACAUGCACUGCUGCAUCAUAUAUUAUAGUUAAAAAAAGUUGGAAAUCUACACGAUUCAUUAAUGAAUGGUUAACAUAUGCUCAAGAUUCUCGUGCGAUUACUGACGAUAAAAAUUUGUUGGGUAAAGAUAACUAUGAUGAUUUUCUUGAUCAUCGGCAUGAUCAAUCUAUUCUUAGUUUAUUAGUUAAAAAAUGGAAAUUAUUAACGUUUCCCGAUCCCAGUCAAUUUGGUGACAGACAAUCGAAACCCGAUGACGAUGAAUUUUUGCCUGUAUGUGGUGAUUUUGAUCAGAGACAAUAUAGGGUGUAA
Molecule: messenger RNA, 840 nt
Organism: Didymodactylos carnosus
Lineage: Eukaryota; Metazoa; Rotifera; Eurotatoria; Philodinida; Philodinidae
Source: the annotation of a GenBank genome assembly